Messenger RNA from Drosophila navojoa, 738 nucleotides. RefSeq names its product neo-calmodulin. Gene Ontology annotation, molecular function: calcium ion binding. Gene Ontology annotation, cellular component: myosin II complex. The record is from RefSeq and is a predicted model, not a curated record. NCBI's taxonomy places the organism in Eukaryota, Metazoa, Arthropoda, Insecta, Diptera, Drosophilidae.
AAAUCUCACAGACAUACAUACAUACAUUAUAUUCUAGUUACAAAAAUACUUUAAAAUAAAGUCAGAAAAUGGAGGCCCCAGCUUUUGCAUUGAACGAAGAUCAAAUGAAUGAGGUGCGCGAGGCAUUUGGAACGUACGAUCCGAAUAAUACGGGAAAAAUCAAGGGAAAGCAAAUGGGUCUCGCGAUGCGUAUGUUGGGCUAUUGCCCAACCGAAGCGGAGCUGUACGAUCUGAUCGAUGAGAUCGACAUGGAUGGCGAUGGCGAAAUAGAGUUCAUGGAAUUCGUAAUGAUGAUCACCAAACGCAUGGAGGGCUUGACCAAAAUCGAGAAUCUAAGGGUUAUAUUCAAACUAUUCGAUCGCGACGACGACGGCUUUAUAUGCGCGAACGAAAUGCGAAAUGUUAUGCACAAUCUGGGCGAACGGUGCUCCGAGGAGGAGUUCAAUGAAAUGAUGAAGGAAGUCGAUGCUGAUAACGAUGGAAAACUCAGUUUUCAAGACUUUGUGAAUGCCGUCAGGAAUUGAGAUUGUUAACGAAAGAGCGUGAGAGAGGGCGAGAGAUUAGCAAAAUGGGGUCUACUGAAAAAAUACGAGUCUAAAACUUGAGCUGCUCGAAGUCUGUGAAAGAGGACUUGAAUGAAAAAGAAAUUGGAUGGAAUCUCAAAGAAUAUAUCGAAUAUAUAUAUCAUAUAAAGGUCUAUAAGAGUGAAAAUUCAAUGAGUAGAAGAGCGGAAGAGCU